Messenger RNA from Diospyros lotus (date-plum), 848 nucleotides. RefSeq lists its product as uncharacterized. The transcript has 6 exons. The record is from RefSeq and is a predicted model, not a curated record. The coding region runs from base 171 to 836 and encodes 221 amino acids. Lineage: Eukaryota; Viridiplantae; Streptophyta; Magnoliopsida; Ericales; Ebenaceae.
UUUCUUCGUGGUGGAACUGUUGGAGAGGUUUCUCGGGUCAAAUCUCUCUCUCUCUCUGAUUGUUCACAUCACAACACAGAGUGAUAAUAUAUGUCAACGCGCGAUCAUUUGAGUUCAGUAGAUCAGUUCCGUGCAAUUUCGCUGUCAAUGGAUAUCUAUGUUUGCCGUCAAUGGACAUCUAUGAGUUCAGAAGAGGCCGCCUCAGUGGUUAUCGGAAUAGAACAGUAGGACGGCUGUGGUCUUGUUCCUCAAACGCAGGAGCACAGAGAAGUUAUGGUUGUUAUUUCACCUGGCUUUUCAUCAAAAGGCAAGAUGGGGGAUGCAUCCUCAAGUUGCUGCUUGCUUUUCUCAGUUUGAAGAGACUUGCCAUGGGCAAAUGUAUCACUGCUGGCUCCUUCAACUUCUUGUUUUAUUUGUUCAUUUAUGGUUGUUAUUUCACCUGGCUUUUCAUCAAAAGGCAAGAUGGGGGAUGCAUCCUCAAGUUGCUGCUUGCUUUUCUCAGUUUGAAGAGCCUUGCCAUGGGCAAAUGUAUCACUGCUGGCUCCUUCAACUUCUUGUUUUAUUUGUUCAUUUAUGGUUGUUAUUUCACCUGGCUUUUCAUCAAAAGGCAAGAUGGGGGAUGCAUCCUCAAGUUGCUGCUUGCUUUUCUCAGUUUGAAGAGACUUGCCAUGGGCAAAUGUAUCACUGCUGGCUCCUUCAACUUCUUGUUUUAUUUGUUCAUGUUCUUUUGUUGGAAGAUGGGACAUCAUCCUAGACGUUUCUUCAAGCUCCAUGCUGGUAACUUCCGAAUUCUGUUGGCUAGCAUGAGCUAUCCUGUUGGGACACUUUGUUUCUGAGCCAAUAUUAAG